Molecule: messenger RNA, 387 nt
Organism: Aspergillus aculeatus ATCC 16872
Lineage: Eukaryota; Fungi; Ascomycota; Eurotiomycetes; Eurotiales; Aspergillaceae
Exons: 1
Coding region: 1-387 (128 amino acids)
Source: RefSeq, a predicted model, not a curated record
AUGUCUCCCCAAGCAGCCUACACGCCCGAGCAAACGCCGACGGUCAUCCGCGCCCGCAAACAUCUCUCGGGAACGCGCGCCAAGCAGCUCCUCCGCGCGGCGGAGCGCGACUACAACGAUCCCCCACCGCCGCCGGGGCUGGGCGAGUGCUGUGGCAGCUCGUGUGACCCCUGCGUACGGGAUCUCUGGCGGGAGGAGCUGGCCGUUUGGCGCGAGAGGUGGGGGGAGGCUGCCGAGGAGGUGUCUUCGGAGAAGAAAGCCCAGGAGGGGGGAGGAGGAGGAGGAGGAGGAGGGGAAGAGGAAGAUGCCGGGGAGUUGGGAGUGGUGAUUUCGUUUGAAUCUAUGGAGUUCACCAAUCCAACUGUCGGAAAGAGGCUACGUGGUUGA